Messenger RNA from Xyrauchen texanus (razorback sucker), 4175 nucleotides. RefSeq names its product calcium/calmodulin-dependent protein kinase type 1D-like. Gene Ontology annotation, biological process: peptidyl-serine phosphorylation. NCBI's taxonomy places the organism in Eukaryota, Metazoa, Chordata, Actinopteri, Cypriniformes, Catostomidae. The record is from RefSeq and is a predicted model, not a curated record. Gene Ontology annotation, molecular function: calmodulin binding; calcium/calmodulin-dependent protein kinase activity; ATP binding. The coding region runs from base 1203 to 2519 and encodes 438 amino acids. The transcript has 13 exons. Gene Ontology annotation, cellular component: intracellular anatomical structure.
UUUGACUAAUUUGCUAAUUAUUACUAAUUGCUAAUUAUUUACUAAUUAUGUUUUUAGUUAAUAACAUGUUACAAGUAAUCAUGGUUUAACAAAGGCAUUAAACAUUAUAUAAUGAGGAGGAUGACACAACCUUUAAGUUCAGACAAGGCCUGCCAUUUUUUGCAGUCCUCUUAUGCCUCUUAAUCGUAUGUUCUUUUUACCCAUUUUUACCCACCCCAUUGUAUUCAAUCCCUUGUUAGUAACAAAUUGGCAAUAUUUUUGGCUAUUGCACUUAUAUAAAAUUCAAGUGACCUCAUGAACUUCAGUGGCGAUUUGUUUUAAGGUAAUCUCAAAAGUUCAGGUGUCUUUAACCUGUUAUGUAAGUGGAAUGAGAGCAAGAUUUGUGAAUUGUACAGCAAUUUCUGGCGUUUGAAGAACACCUUUUAUGAAGAAACCUUGGAAUAAACAGAAAUAGACAGGGUGCAUGGCCGAUCAUUGCAGACAUCCUAGCAAUUUCUGCUGUCUUUGUGCGCCGUUGAUGGGUUUGAUUUAAACAUGUCGCUUUUUCAGUUUUCUGGCUGUAUUUUGUUGAAGAUGAUGACAAAUACAUUCAAUCAUUUUACACAUGUGGAUUCCUUUGUGUUGAAAUUGGACAGGUCAAGGCAGUUCGAAGACAAAUCUAAAAAUGCAUUUGUCUGUUUAAACCAAAGACACCCUCUUUGAAUAAAUGUGAUCAAGCCAGAGAUUUCAGUUAAAUUAGGAUCAGGUUUAUUUAUAGAUGUUGCUUUUGAAGCAUUUUAAUAGAAAACAUUUGAAAAAUAUUUGCAUUAAGAUGCACAUGUUUUGGCUGUCUGAAUGUUGACCUGCCAACACAUGAUUAGCGUUUCGGAGAACAGUCUUAAAGCCAUAUACGAAAGCCAAUAAGGAUCUCUGAAAUGUUUAAACAGGACAGCCCAUGAGACACACAAACACCUAAACAGAAAGAGCAGAUAUUCAAGUGUGGGUUCAAAUAAUCAAUAAUGGGUUAGGGGCUCAAAUUGAGCUCCAGCACAGAUUUUAAUCUUACACUAGAAAUCCUAAAAAUCUCAAAGGAUACAAAGGAGUUCUGAUGUUUGAUCUUGAUUUGGAAUAUUGAUUGAUGGGAUUAUACAGGAAUACAUGCUGUAUGGCUCCAGGAAUAUUAGGCAGCCAGUAAAGAAAUCCCUGUUGAAGCACACGCUGAAAUGGGCCGAAAGCAGAGUGAGGUUGAUUGGAAAAAGAGCACGGAUAACAUCCAGGAUGUUUUCGAAUUCAUGGAGGUGCUCGGAUCGGGAGCAUUCUCAGAGGUCUUUAUGGUGAAGGAGAGAAAAACAAGGAAGCUUUUCGCCAUGAAGUGUUUGAAAAAGAAAAACAAAAGGGACUUGAACCUGGAGAAUGAGAUUGCUGUGUUGAGGAGGAUCAAACAUGACAACGUUGUGUGCUUGGAGGAUUUCUAUGAAAGUCGGACGCAUUACUACCUCGUCAUGCAACUAGUUUCAGGUGGAGAACUGUUUGACCGGAUCCUCGACCGGGGCAUGUACUCCGAGUUGGAUGCUAGUCUGGUUAUCAGACAGGUGCUAGAAGCAGUCAGCUACCUGCACAAGAACGGCGUCGUGCACCGGGAUCUCAAGCCAGAGAAUCUGCUGUACUACAGCCCUGAUGAAAACUCCAAGAUCAUGAUCAGUGAUUUCGGCCUGUCUAAGAUGGAAGAAAAUGGCAUCAUGUCCACAGCCUGUGGGACUCCAGGAUAUGUCGCCCCUGAGGUUUUAGCUCAGAAACCCUACAGCAAAGCUGUCGACUGCUGGUCUAUCGGAGUCAUCACCUACAUCCUUCUCUGUGGAUAUCCUCCAUUCUAUGAAGAGACCGAGACUCGUUUGUUCUCUAAAAUCAUGAAGGCCCAGUACGAGUUUGACUCGCCCUUCUGGGAUGAUAUCUCUGAGUCUGCGAAGGACUUUAUCCGCAACAUGAUGCAGAAGAAUCCAAAGAUGCGGUAUACUACAGAACAGGCUCUUAGACACCCCUGGAUAAUCGGAAAGACGGCCCGAAGUCAAGACAUCCACCACUCCGUCAGCGUACAGAUCCAGAAGAACUUUGCCAAAUCUAAGUGGAAGCAAGCCUUCAAUGCUACUGUGGCUAUAAACCACAUGAUGAAGGUGCAGCUGGCCCAUUCUGAGGCCGGUGUCCGACAGAACCAGACUCCUCCAUCUGUACCUGAGAUCAAAGUUAUUACAACAUCCACACCUGAAUCUGUCCACAAGAAGCUGCCUACGGUGCCCCCAGAUCUGAACAGCAACUCGGCCAGUAAUCAGAUGAACGUGCCGGCCAGUUCCACUGAGUACAAGAGCCAGUAUCUAUCUAUUCGGGUCAGCCACAGUGAGACCACACAUGUUGGAACACUCUCUGUUGCAGAGAAGAACAAACAUGUGUAUCACUCAGAACCAGCUGAUCUCAAUGGGUACGCAAAAAGAAGCUCCAAUCGUAAUAGGCAGAACCUGCAAACUGGAGUUUGUUCUGUGAUGUGAUUGGCCGCAUGGAAAUUGUGAUUUUUGACAGGUCUGUGACCUUUCACCCAACAGCUAGCUGGUUUCUGUGGGCAGGUUCUGAUGCUCUUAGCCUCUGGCAAGUGUGUUGACAAGACCAUUGCUGAAAUACUGAAAUUUAGUGGAGUUCCUCCAUAUUUACAAACACUCACGGCACAAAUACAACCUGUUACAAACUUGCUGCAAGGUUUUUCACAAUUCAGUAUCCCUGUAAUAGCAGAAAUGUCAUCUUAGGUGCUGAACUUCAAAGUUUGUAUUGUCCCAAGAGGAAACUGUUUCACAUAUUGAUCAAUGAAUCUCUCUGUAUUGAAACAUUUGAAACAGGAGUCUGUGUUAUUGGAUGCUUGUGUAUGUAGUGUUGGAAGUCUAAUUCAGCGCUUUUGUGUGAUGUAUGGCUUCAGUAGUUCCUAAUUUUGUGCAAUAAUGUGUACCGCAGUAAUUCAUAUGCAAUAUGGCAAGAUAUGUGGUGUGUAAGUCACUUUUGCUUCUCUGCAAGCUGUAUAUACAGGGUGGGAGGGUUACAUGCUGUAAAAUGUAAUUUGUAAUGUAUUCUGUUAGAUUACUCAAGGUCAGUAAUGUAUUCUAAAUACUUUGGAUUACUUCUUCAGCACUGGUAGAUUUUUUCACUUGUUUUGACUAUAAAAACUCAUUUAUGUCUGGUAACAUGUGCAUGUAAAAUGGCUAGAAAUAGCAUUUUAGCUUAGCAUAAAGCUAAUAAUUUACUCAAGGUUUAUUUUUAUUUUUUCUGCUCCAAACUUACUUCAAACGUACUUCUCUGUCUGCUCAUAUGAAUCAUAAGAAAGUGUUUCACCGCUGUUCAAAUGCACUUUGGAUCGCAUCAUUUAUAUGUCUAAAUGUUUUCCAAAUGAAAGGACUAAAUAUUAAAUGAAACAAAUAACAAUAAAAUGCAAAGUAGUCUCUUCAGUAAUCAAAAUACUUUUUAAAUGUAACUGUAUUCUAAUUACCAAUGAUUUGGAAUACAGUUACUUAUAUUUUGUAUUUUAAAUAUGUAAUCCCAUUACAUGUAUUCCGUUACUCCCCAACCCUGCGUACUGAACAUAUUGAUAGAUGAUUGGAUUUUAUUGCUGGAAUUAAUAAGAAACACUCUGAAGGAGAUUCCAGCCUUUUUCUUUGUUUAUUUAAAUAGAGUGAAUGUUUAUUUUUCUACUGCACAAAUUAAUUAUUCAUGUACAAUAUAUGUAUUUCUGUUUAUGUUUUUCAUAAUAAAAUUAAUUAGACUGUUUAAUGCUGUCUCACCACCAUUAACAUAAUAUAUCACCCUUGUUCUGUGCACCAUAACAUAGUAAUAUACUUGCAUAUAUUAACUUUACUGCUAUAAAUACCUUUUAUUAAUGAUCUUGGAAGAUAUUAUGGUUAAGUGUCCUCUGAUCUACAGAAAAGGUUGAUGUUCAUGUAGGUUGAUACUGUCAGUGCUUUGUGCAAUCAUUUUUAACAAUAAACCCACAGAUAUAUCAGUUUCAGUUAUUUUACUGGCCUGAUAUUUGUGUUUUCUCUAUGUUUUCAUGCUUAGAUUAGAUUAUUGUUCUACUUAAAGAAGUACUCCACCCUAAAAUUGAAAAUUCUGUAAUUAUUUACUCACCCUGCCUCAUUUCCUUGCACCAUAUUCCACUGUAUACU